Molecule: messenger RNA, 1978 nt
Organism: Ceratotherium simum simum (southern white rhinoceros)
Lineage: Eukaryota; Metazoa; Chordata; Mammalia; Perissodactyla; Rhinocerotidae
Gene: ZNF623
Product: zinc finger protein 623
Source: RefSeq, a predicted model, not a curated record
GACAUAGGAACUGGUGACAAGAAGGUGACUGUGGAGCCUGAAUUUCUGAGGAUGGAAAUCUGCAUAAGACAGUGUCAGAAACACUCACAGUGAUGGAGCCCCCCACCUCUGAGUCUAGGGGGUGCCCUGAACUCAGACUAGGGGUGCUGUUGGGAAACCCAGAAGGGCAGAGCCUGCAGAGCUCCCCCUCCCAGGAGGGAGGUUUCAAGCAGGUGACAGUUACCCAUUGGAAGAUCCAAACAAGAGAGGCAGCCCAGGCGGGCAGUAUAUCAGGCGGAGGCCCAGUUCUGAGAUCUAACCUGCUCAUACUUGAAAGAGAGCUUGUAGAAGGGGAGGCCCACCCAUGUGAGACUUGUGGCAAAAGCUUCCCAUUUAAUUCGGACCUAAUUGGACAUCAGAUUUCUCAUACUGGGGAGAAACUUUACAAAUGUGAUCAAUGUGGGAGAGGCUUCAGCCAGAGCUCCCACCUUGCUGAGCAUCAGAGAGUUCACACUGGAGAGAGACUCUAUGUGUGUAACGUGUGUGGGAAAGAUUUCAUUCACUAUGCAGAUCUUACUGAGCAUCAGAGUGCACAUGCAGGGGAAAAGCCAUUCAAAUGUGCGCAGUGUGGGAAAACAUUCUGUCACAGCUCAGACCUGAUUCGACACCAGCGAGUUCAUACCCGAGAGAGACCUUUUGAAUGCAAAGAGUGUGGGAAAGGCUUCAGUCAGAGCUCACUACUUAUUCGACAUCAGAGAAUUCACACAGGAGAAAGACCCUAUGAAUGUAAUGAAUGUGGAAAAUCCUUCAUCAGGAGCUCAAGCCUUAUUCGACAUUAUCAGAUCCACACAGAAGUGAAACAGUAUGAGUGUAAGGAAUGUGGGAAGGCCUUCCGUCAUCGCUCAGACCUCAUCGAACAUCAGAGAAUUCACACUGGAGAGAGGCCCUUUGAAUGUAACGAAUGUGGAAAAGCCUUUAUUCGGAGUUCAAAGCUUAUUCAGCAUCAGAGAAUCCAUACUGGAGAAAGGCCUUAUGUAUGCAAUGAGUGUGGAAAGCGUUUCAGCCAGACAUCAAACUUUACUCAGCAUCAGAGAAUUCACACUGGAGAGAAACUCUAUGAAUGUAAUGAAUGUGGCAAAGCUUUCUUUCUGAGUUCAUACCUUAUUCGACACCAGAAAAUCCACACUGGGGAGAGGGUAUAUGAAUGUAAGGAAUGUGGGAAAGCCUUUCUCCAGAAAGCGCAUCUCACGGAACAUCAGAAGAUCCACACUGGGGACAGGCCCUUUGAAUGUAAAGACUGUGGGAAAGCUUUCAUUCAGAGCUCCAAGCUUCUUCUGCAUCAGAUUAUUCAUACUGGAGAAAAGCCCUAUGUAUGUAGUUAUUGUGGGAAAGGCUUUAUUCAGAGGUCGAACUUCCUUCAACACCAGAAAAUUCAUGCUGAAGAGAAACUCUAUGAAUGUAGUCAGUAUGGGAAAGAUUUCAACUCAACCCCAAACUUUAAAAAUAAUCAAGGUAUUCACCAAGAGGGACUUCCCUUGAGUAAGAACCCCAUACAUUUGGGUGAGAAGUCUGUAGGUCAGGGAGAACAUACAGAUAACUUAUGAAUUGAUUAUUUUCCAACUCAAUGAGUGAUGUUUGGAAGUGAGUGGCAUGAGUCCUAAUUCAUGUGGCUUUGGAUGUGUCAGCAUUUCCUGAAGUCACAGGUGGGGCCGCUUUAGGAGUGGGCUACCACCUACCACUUUGCAGCAGUGCUGGACUGCUGUCCUCCUCAGCUAGGAACACGUAUGCGCAGGAGAGCUACAAGACUGGACACCUGACUCUGAGCUGGAACAAUGUGGGGGGAGGAGCUAGGUCUCCAGGUUUCUAUAUUUUAUUGCACAAUUACAAUUCACCCCUGAGUUAAAUCCCUUUUAAAGCAGAACUGCGUACAGGUGUACCUCAGAGAUAUUGCAGGUUCCAUUCCAGACCACUGCAAUAAAGCGAAUUGCAAUAAAGCAAG